AUGACAACGAUGUUCGUCCAACUGCGCCGCGUGGUGUACCUGUUGGUACUUCUUCAUUGCUGUGCGAGUGUGGCAUAUGCGGAAAGUGUGAAGGAGUCUGCAAAAGAGGUUGUAGAAAGGAGGGGAGAUAGUUUGAAGAAGAUUGAAGGUGACAUGGAAGCCAUACGUACAGAAGCACUAAAAAAUAUAAGUGAUCUGGAGAAUAAAUUGAAAGUAUGGAAGGAAGAUUCUGAACGUGCUAAAUCUGUUGCUGAUGAAGUUAUACAAAUGCGUCAUGUGCUUGAAGCUGCAAUGAGGAAUAAUGGUGCACCUAAUGCGAAUAAAGGUGUUGUUGAUGCUAGUUUAGCUAAAGGGCUGCUGAAGAAUGCUACAGAUGCAGUACAAAGAAUGAAGAAUACUCUUAGCAAUGCGAGAAGAUCAGCGUCCAUGGCAAGGGAGUUGAGAAAUUCUUGUUAUGAUACGUUUGACAAAUUGAACAGUUUGAUAUGGGCGCAUAAGUCGUUUUUGGCCGCAUACUUAGGUGCAAUUGCCGAGGCAGGAAAGGAAGACCUCAACAUGACAGAAGAAAAGAAAGUAGCUAGUGAGAGUCAAAGGAAACAGAAAGAAACACAAGAUGUCUUGUCUUGUGUUAUUAGCGCCGGUAAACAGUGUUUUAAGUCUGAGAGGGAAACCAAUUCGCACGCUGUUCGUGCGGAAAACGCAAUGAGAAGGCUUGAAAGUCUUAUAAAUCAGGUC
Molecule: messenger RNA, 735 nt
Organism: Trypanosoma theileri
Lineage: Eukaryota; Euglenozoa; Kinetoplastea; Trypanosomatida; Trypanosomatidae
Exons: 1
Source: RefSeq, a predicted model, not a curated record